CAAACAUUACGAAGCUCGAAAUCAACGGCAACCGGCAUAUUCGGAGUACACAUUUUGCCAACAAAUUCAUAAAGAUUGUAAAGUAGAUCAUGGGUAUUUUAGAAAAGAUUUCGGAGAUCGAAGCCGAGAUGGCUAGAACUCAGAAAAACAAAGCAACAAUGGGUCAUCUGGGUUUACUAAAAGCUCGAUUAGCUAAACUGAAACGUGAGCUGAUAGAGCCAAAAGGUGGUGGUGGAGGCACAGGGGAAGGCUUUGAUGUCGCUAAAACUGGAGAUGCCAGAAUAGGAUUUGUUGGCUUUCCUUCUGUCGGGAAGUCAACCUUGCUGAGCAACUUGGCAGGUGUGUACUCAGAAGUUGCAGCCUAUGAAUUCACCACUCUUACCACAGUGCCGGGUGUGAUUAGGUACAAGGGUGCUAAAAUACAGCUGCUGGAUUUACCAGGUAUUAUUGAGGGAGCCAAAGACGGAAAAGGAAGAGGAAAACAAGUCAUAGCUGUGGCUCGGACAUGUAACAUCAUCUUCAUCGUUCUUGAUGUUUUAAAGCCCCUGCAGCACAAGCGACUUAUAGAGUAUGAGUUGGAGGGCUUUGGUAUACGACUGAACAAGGAUCCACCAAACAUUGGCUACAAGAGGAAAGACAAAGGAGGCCUUAACCUCACUGCUACUGUUGCCCAGUCCGAGUUGGACCAUGACCUGGUGAAAACGAUCCUUGCCGAGUACAAGAUCCACAAUGCAGACAUCACUCUACGAGGGGACUACACUACGGAGGACCUUAUCGAUGUGAUAGAGGGAAACCGUAUCUAUGUACCUGCCAUAUAUGUUCUCAACAAGAUUGACCAGAUCUCUAUAGAGGAGCUUGACAUUAUCUACAAGAUACCACACUGUGUCCCCAUCUCUGCCCACCACAAGUGGAACUUUGACGACCUCCUGGAAAUGAUGUGGGAAUACCUCAGGCUUGUGCGACUCUAUACUAAACCAAAAGGCCAGUUGCCGGAUUACACUGCUCCAAUUAUAUUGAAGGAUGGCAAGAGCAGCAUUGAAGAUUUCUGUAAUAAAGUGCACAGAACCAUCCUCAAAGAAUUUAAACAUGCUCUUGUGUGGGGUUCCUCUGUGAAGCAUCAACCACAGAAGGUCGGCAAGGAACAUUUGCUCGCAGACGAGGAUGUCGUGCAGAUUGUGAAAAAAAUCUGAAAACACUGGAAUUCAAUAUGGACCUGAUCUUAAUCAAAGCAAGUCUGAGUUGUUCCCUUGCUUUAUUCUGAUAAUGAUUUAAAGAACUUAAAUUUAAGCAUUAUUAGUUUAAAGAUAAUCAUAUGUUCAUCUCUCAUCAGUUCAUGUGCAUCUGUUAAUUAUCCGCUGAAGUGUGUCUUCCCAUUAGGUGACUGGUUGGGUAAACUGAAACAUUUAUACCAAACAAACAUAGGCUUGAUUGUUUAUUAUAUCAUACAUCAUAUUUUAAUUUCGUUGGUCAUACAUAUUUUUUUAAUAUCAUGUAGUUGAUAGUAGUUUAUCUUGUUAAAAAAAUCUGAUCUUAAUUUAUGGUACAUGUAUAUAAAUACUAUAAAAAACUAUUUUAUAGCUGCUGUUUUUGAAGAAAAAAGUUGCGAUAUUGCCAAUGCCUUAGUGUGGUUGUCCGUGUGCAAUAAAGUUAACCAUGACCAUAACUCUUAAAGAACAUCAAAUGAAAUUUGGUUCACAUGUUGCCAGAAACAAUGUACACAAAGCCCAUAACUGUGGCUAAAUCAUUAUUAAGUUUUGCCUGUUUUUGACUGAACAUCAAAAGACAAGAGUUGACAUUGCAUUGUGGUGCUCAUAUUUCCUUCUGAAUUUAAGAUGAUUUACUUCUUUGUUGUUGCCUAUUCAAUAUGAAACAUUUUGACAAACAAUUUUGUUAUAUUGGAAUGAAUAUGAUAAGAUUAACAAUUUUAUGUGCUGCUAAAUUUGAGAUUCAGUUGUGAGUUUUUCCAACACAAAUUUGAGAUGUUACAUAUAAAUAAAAUGGUUAGAAACUACCUGAACCUGCUUAAUGUGUUUUGUUUGUAAAAAUGUAAGCCAUUAAAAAGAUUUAGAAAAUGGA
Messenger RNA from Mya arenaria, 2076 nucleotides. RefSeq names its product GTP-binding protein 128up. The transcript is spliced from 10 exons. Gene Ontology annotation, molecular function: GTPase activity; GTP binding. Gene Ontology annotation, cellular component: cytoplasm. Gene Ontology annotation, biological process: cytoplasmic translation. NCBI's taxonomy places the organism in Eukaryota, Metazoa, Mollusca, Bivalvia, Myida, Myidae. The record is from RefSeq and is a predicted model, not a curated record. Bases 90 to 1190 code for a protein of 366 amino acids.